AAAAGAUUCCGGAUUCAUCCCGGGUCAAAUUGACCUAGGAUAACCCGGGUUGGAACCCGGUUGAACAGCAUCAGCUAGGGGUUUUUGCCAUCAAAACCCUAGCUUUACAUUGGGCUUCGUCUUCGAGUGCAGGAAUUGGAAUUCGUUCAAAACCAUCUCUGGCAGCGCCCUGGUAACCCCCGUCGACGGUGGUCUUCUAGUAUAACAUAUAUUUGGAUCUUUGAGUUUGUUAAGAGUUUUCAAGAUGGGACCUUCGAAGCAGUUGAAGAAAGCGCAAGACAGUGACAGUGAUUUCGAAGAUUACGAUGAUGGCAUGGAUAGCGAGAAUCUAACUCAUGAAGAAGAAGAAGAAGAAGAAGACGACAACGACGAUGAAGAUGGAGAGGAAGAUGAAGGGGAAGGUAUUGAUAGAGAUGCGGAGAUGGAAGAGCUUGAGAAAGAGUACAAAGCUCUUCAGCGCCAGGAGCUAGAUAUUCUAAAGGAUAUGAAGCGUCACAAGGAUGAAGAUCUUCUUAAGGGUCAGGCAGUGAAGAACCAAAAGGCUCUCUGGGACAAAACUCUGGAAUUCAGAUUCUUACUUCAGAAAGCGUUCUCAAGUUCAAAUAGAUUACCCCAGGAGCCAGUUAGGUCUUCAUUCUGUGAUUCAGAUGAGGAUGUCAACGUAGCAUAUUCAAACCUGAUUACCUCAUCUAAGAAGACUUUAGAUUCUCUAGUGGGAUUACAAGAGGCUUUGCUUGAGAAGAAUCCUUCUAUUGUUCAACCCACAGAUGGUAAUUUUGGAAGAUCAUCCAAGAUCUCAGAAGCUGCUAUGAACUCUAGUGUUGAAGGGGAUGAAGAUUGGUCUAGGGUUUCUCAGAUGCAGAUGAGGAUAGCUUCCUUCAGAGACAAAUCAAUAGACAAAUGGCAGAGGAAGACACAGGUGACAACCGGUGCUGCUGCCAUGAAAGCCAAAUUGCAUGCUUUUAACCAGAAUAUUAGUGAGCAAGUUGCUGCCUAUAUGAGAGAUCCAAGUAGAAUGAUCAAGCAGAUGCAACUGAGGAAAUCAACAGUUGGCAUAUUUGGGAGUGGUCUUGGAAGGGAGGAUAAUUCUGAGAGAGAGGAAGUACAACCCGAUGGUGACCCUGAACUUCUAGACGACACCGAAUUUUACCAGCAAUUAUUGAAGGAAUUCUUUGAGAUGAUUGACCCAACAUCAUCGGACUCAGCCUUUUAUGCUAUGAAAAGGUUGCAAACUAAGAAGAGAAAGAUGGUAGAUCGGAAGGCCUCGAAGAGUCGUAAAAUAAGGUACCAUGUUCAUGAAAAGAUUGUCAAUUUUAUGGCUCCUCAGUCUAUGGAUCUUCCUCCUAUGGCAGCUAAAUUAUUUGACAAUUUGUUUGGAUUGAAAACCCAAAAACCAGCUUCUGUAGUCUAGUACUCAUGCACAAGUGGGGCAGCCGUAAGGUCGUAUGAAGUCAAAGGCUUGCCAAUAUGUAAUAUCAGUUAACGAAAUUGCCUUUGUAUUUAUUUACUUUACUUCAUGCUUUA
This is a messenger RNA of Carya illinoinensis, 1524 nucleotides long. RefSeq lists its product as uncharacterized. The coding region runs from base 245 to 1411 and encodes 388 amino acids. The record is from RefSeq and is a predicted model, not a curated record. Gene Ontology annotation, cellular component: nucleus; nucleolus. NCBI's taxonomy places the organism in Eukaryota, Viridiplantae, Streptophyta, Magnoliopsida, Fagales, Juglandaceae. The transcript has 13 exons.